AUGGUACGGCCCGCACAUGGGAUUCCCCGCAUCGCCAAGUCCCCGACGGGGUCAGAUGGACACAGAAACGGAGAGAGGUUACAAACCACCUUUGGGCUAAGUCCCAGGCGCCCAGCAGCACGGCCACCACGCCGGCCGGCCGAGCCAGAGGAGCCCGAGCACAACAACUCCAACAACCUGGCGCCGUGCGGGCCGGGCGCGGGGCCGGGCGCGGGGCCCGGCAAGUCCAGCAAGAAGAAGAACCAGAACAUCGGCUACAAGCUGGGCCACCGGCGCGCCCUGUUCGAGAAGCGCAAGCGGCUCAGCGACUACGCGCUCAUCUUCGGCAUGUUCGGCAUCGUGGUCAUGGUGGUGGAGACCGAGCUGUCCUGGGGGGCCUACGACAAGGCGUCCUUGUACUCCUUAGCUCUGAAAUGCCUUAUCAGCCUCUCCACGGUCAUCCUGCUCGGCCUGAUCAUCGUCUACCACGCCAGGGAAAUACAGCUGUUCAUGGUGGACAACGGCGCGGACGACUGGAGAAUAGCCAUGACCUACGAGCGCAUCUUCUUCAUCUGCCUGGAGAUCCUCGUGUGUGCUAUCCACCCCAUCCCCGGCGACUACACGUUCACCUGGACGGCCCGCCUCGCCUUCUCCUACGCCCCCUCCACCACCACCGCCGACGUGGACAUCAUCCUGUCCAUCCCCAUGUUCUUAAGACUCUACCUGAUCGCCAGGGUCAUGCUGUUGCACAGCAAACUCUUCACCGAUGCCUCGUCCAGGAGCAUCGGCGCGCUCAAUAAGAUAAACUUCAACACGCGCUUCGUCAUGAAGACGCUAAUGACCAUUUGCCCGGGGACCGUGCUCUUGGUGUUUAGCAUCUCCCUGUGGAUAAUUGCUGCCUGGACGGUCCGAGCCUGCGAGAGGUACCACGACCAGCAGGACGUGACCAGCAACUUCCUGGGCGCCAUGUGGCUCAUCUCCAUCACCUUCCUGUCCAUCGGCUACGGGGACAUGGUGCCCAACACGUACUGCGGGAAGGGCGUGUGCCUGCUCACCGGCAUCAUGGGUGCGGGCUGCACAGCCCUGGUGGUAGCUGUUGUGGCGCGAAAACUAGAACUCACCAAAGCGGAGAAACACGUGCACAACUUCAUGAUGGACACCCAGCUGACCAAGAGGGUAAAAAACGCAGCUGCCAACGUGCUCAGGGAAACAUGGCUCAUCUACAAAAACACGAAGCUGGUGAAGAAGAUAGACCACGCGAAAGUGAGGAAACAUCAGCGGAAAUUCUUGCAAGCUAUUCACCAAUUGAGAAGUGUCAAGAUGGAGCAGCGGAAGCUGAAUGACCAGGCCAACACCCUGGUGGACCUGGCCAAGACUCAGAACAUCAUGUACGAUAUGAUCUCCGACUUGAACGAGAGGAGCGAGGACUUCGAGAAGCGGAUCCUCACCCUGGAGACGAAGCUGGAGACUCUGAUCGGCAGCAUCCACGCCCUCCCGGGCCUGAUCAGCCACACCCUGCACCAGCAGCAGCGGGAUUUCCUGGAGGCCCAGAUGGACGGCUAUGACAAACGGCUGGCCUAUGGGGCGGAGCGCUCCCGGUCCUCCUCCAGACGGCGGAGGUCCUCUUCCACGGCACCACCAACUUCAUCAGAGAGUAGCUAGAAGAGAAUACGUUAACCACAAACUAAGACUUUUUGCCAUCAUAUGGUCAAUAUUUUAGCUUUUAUUGUAAAGCCCCUAUGGUUCUAACCAGCGUUGCCCGAGUUCUGAUGUCAGAAUCUUGGGGACCUGAACAUAACUAUACUAAGUUUUAGGCCAAAAUGAGUUGAAAACUCUUUUUUUUUUUUUUCCGGUUUUGUUUCUUUGAGACACACAGGG
Messenger RNA from Dipodomys ordii (Ord's kangaroo rat), 1857 nucleotides. It is a transcript of the gene Kcnn2, whose product is annotated as potassium channel, calcium activated intermediate/small conductance subfamily N alpha, member 2. Gene Ontology annotation, molecular function: small conductance calcium-activated potassium channel activity; calmodulin binding. The record is from RefSeq and is a predicted model, not a curated record. Lineage: Eukaryota; Metazoa; Chordata; Mammalia; Rodentia; Heteromyidae. The transcript has 10 exons. Gene Ontology annotation, cellular component: neuronal cell body; neuron projection; plasma membrane. Gene Ontology annotation, biological process: potassium ion transmembrane transport. The coding region runs from base 1 to 1641 and encodes 546 amino acids.